AUGGAAGCAACAGAAGAGUUAGAGAUUGUGAUAGCUGGUGGAGGGAUUUGUGGCCUUGCCACAGCCCUUGCUCUUCACAGGAAGGGUAUUAGAAGUGUGAUUUUGGAGAGAUCAGACUCACUACGUGCAACUGGAGCUGGUAUUGCUAUCCUCACUAAUGGUUGGCGUGCACUUGAUGAGCUUGGCGUUGCCUCCAGACUUAGGCUCACUUCACUUCCUGUUCAACGGGUAUGGGAUAUAGACCUUGACAGAGGCAAGCAACAACAAGCACCGGUAUCGAUUGGUGAAGCUCGUUGCGUGAAACGUAGGGAACUAAUCAAAGCAUUAUCGGAGGAUCUUCCAUUUGGUACUAUAAGGUUUGGAUGUGAAAUACUCUCAGUGAAGUUGGACAGAUUCACCUCUUUUCCAACUCUACAAUUAAGCAAUGGGAGUUCAAUUAGAGCCAAGGUUCUGAUUGGAUGUGAUGGAGCCAACUCGGUAGUUGCUGACUUUCUUGAGCUGAAGCAAAAGAAGAGUUUCUCUUCUUGUUCAGUGAGAGGGUUUACGAACUAUCCAAAUGGUCAUGGAUUUGCUCAUGAAUUUGUCCGAAUAAGGAGAGGGAACAUUUUGUCUGGAAGAGUUCCUGUCGAUGAUAAGCUGGUCUUCUGGUUCAUUGUUCCGAGAUUCUAUCCUACAGAUUCAAAGGUUUCCGAAGAUCCAGAGCUCAUCAGACAAUUCUCUGUAGAGGCAAUCAAAGAAUUUCCAAGUGAAAGAAUAGAAAUGGUCAGCAAUUGUGACCUAGCUUCGUUGUCUCUCACACACUUGAGAUACCGUGCACCAUGGGACAUACUACUAGGCAGUUUUAGGAGAGGGUGUGUGACAGUGGCUGGGGAUGCCAUGCAUGUAAUGGGACCAUUCCUUGGCCAGGGAGGCUCAGCAGCUAUUGAAGAUGCAAUUGUGCUUGCUAGAUGCUUGACCCAAAAGAUGCAGAAAGUUGCUCAAGAAGAAAAUGGGAGGCAAAUAAUGGUGCAAGAAAUUGGAGAAGCAUUGGAUAAGUACGUCGAAGAAAGGAGGAUGAGAUUGGUGUGGCUGUCAACACAAACCUAUGUUAUUGGUUCAAUGUUUGAUGCUUCCUCCAUGCUUGGGAAACUUUUGUUGCUGGCCAUUUUGGCUGUUUUAUUUAGCAACUCAACACAUCACACUCGAUAUGACUGCGGUCGCCUCUAA
This is a messenger RNA of Dovyalis caffra, 1206 nucleotides long. NCBI's taxonomy places the organism in Eukaryota, Viridiplantae, Streptophyta, Magnoliopsida, Malpighiales, Salicaceae. The record is from the annotation of a GenBank genome assembly.